Mesorhabditis belari is the source of this 1290-nucleotide messenger RNA. The record is from the annotation of a GenBank genome assembly. NCBI's taxonomy places the organism in Eukaryota, Metazoa, Nematoda, Chromadorea, Rhabditida, Rhabditidae.
AUGAUGGUAACACUGGCGAGUCCGGAAGAACUUCUAUCUUCAAGAAAUGAAGAUGAUGAAGAUCAUGUCAAAUUUGUGAGUAAGGACGGCAAAGUUUUAACGGAAGACGGAUGUAAUCUUUUGGAAAUGGAUAUGGAUGAUCCAGCUUGCAAACAAUUUAUCUUGAUUUCAAGGUUCAUUUCUUUCAUGGGACUUUGCUACAAGCCUUUUUCCAGUAAACUCUCCACAACACUCCGAUUGAUUUAUCAAGGAUCUGUAACAGCUAUCUGUUUAUACACUGGUGUUUUUGAUUUUUAUCAUUCGGUCUAUCUCUUUGAUCCGAAAUCUUCGGGAAGAACUUAUCAAUGGAUUGUCAUCAUUAUUCAAGCACUCGUCUCACAGAUUUUCUUGACUCGAGUGCAAAUGAAUCUGGGCAUUCCGAGAUUUUUCCACACACUGAAGCAUUUUCGAAUAGAUGAUGGAGGAUAUUAUGAUAAACUUCGCAAUCGUUCAAUAUCCAAUCAUACUCGUCGAUUUCUCGUUCUUUUUGGAACUGGCUUCAUCUCCGUCAUUUUCUACUUCACUGCAGCGAAACUUGGUUUUGCGACUGCGAUGAUUCAUCCAAGUUUCUUAUAUACUUUCAUCUACCCAGAGUUACUCUGGAUUCGUCAUUUUCUCAUUUUCUACAGCUUACAAGUCUGGACGAUCGCUUUACAUGUUUACAUGUGCCUUGCAAAUAUCAUGUAUUGGGAAGCGAAGAAGUUCAAUCGAAAACUCAGAGCUUUAAACGCUUCCACUCCAGGUGAGAUGGUGAAAAAAGUGGAAGAGAUGAUCCUUCUACACACUCAUUUAAACAAAUGUGUUCGAGAAUUGGAUCGGAUAUUCAAGAUCUACGGGUUUUUAAUCAUUUGUUCAAUUAUCCCUUCUACAUUAUUCACGCUGACGCUCGUUUUGACAAGAGACAGCCUUUCUGGACUAAUGCUUUGCAUUCCAACAGUUUUGAUGUGUCUUUAUGGCUACAUCGGUGCCACUCUUACCCCUGCCACUUUACAUGAAGAGCUAAGCAAAUCAAAAGCAACACUUUGCAUGAAUAACAAUCUCUGGGUGCCAUUUGAUGAAAAAGUGAACAAGGUAGCUCACACGUUGGUGAUGCACUUGGAACAAGCCGAUUUGGGGAUUUCUCUUUGGGGCUUUGCACUUGUUACAAAACCAAUGAUUCUUACGACAUUUUCCGUGAUGAUGACUUGUCUGGCUUUCUUUUUGGAGUUUCGCCCGAAAGAGACCGCGCAAAAACAGAAUGCCAGCAUGCCG